This is a messenger RNA of Penicillium egyptiacum, 786 nucleotides long. NCBI's taxonomy places the organism in Eukaryota, Fungi, Ascomycota, Eurotiomycetes, Eurotiales, Aspergillaceae. The record is from the annotation of a GenBank genome assembly.
AUGCUGCACUCUAGGCAGCCAUCGAUGCCCGCCCCAAUCAGCGCCCUUGACAAGAAAUCGACCGAUGCCGAGGCCGAUGCCAACGCGGCCCUACGCUUCCAAGAUCAGGGUCUACCCUCCGAAACCCUCCCAUACUGGCUCGUUAAUUUACCUCGGUCGCAAUGGACCGCCGAAUGUCCUAGCUUUCUACGUGAUCAAUCUCCGAAGAAUAUUCAAUGCCUCUCGACCCCUGAUCACCUGUAUACCCGGCAGACCUGGGAGCAAGUGAAGGAGAUCAUAGGAACCAACCGGAUCGAUCGGUUCCAGCGUGUCCCAAGCGAGCUACGCAGGUAUCUAGAAUAUAUGGCGCACAUCAAGGCGGAGCAUACAUCCGUCAUGGGGUUUGUGGUCAAAGAAAGGCUGGGCUGGGGGGAUGGCAAUUGGGAAGACCUCAAGCCUAGAGGCGGUCCUUUUGAAUACGAGGAGGACAUCCGAAUCAUAUACAACGACUGGCCAUAUGGUGUCGACAAGGACAUCAUCCACCUGGUAGUGUGGACUAAGUUUGAGCUGCAAGAUGACCCAACCACAGACGACCUAACGGCAAGCGCACGAGGGGCUAUCGAGAGCUAUGUGCAGGACACAUUUCGCUCUCGGGUACCACCCGAACAGGUGGUCUGGUUCAAGAACUGGAAGUCACUGAAGUCGGUCCCUGGGAUAGAACACUUCCACGUCAUGCUGCAUCAUCCCGAUAUGGCAUUUGUUAGGGAGAUCACCCGCGGAGAUGUACCACUGAUCGAACGGCUAUGA